UCAAAUAAAAACUCGUUAUUCUUGAGUUGAUUUGAUGAUUUUAAUCACAUUGCAAUCUUGUUGGCAAUUUUUCACAUGUACAAUCAUUAGCAUGGCUUUCUAAAGGCGUCUUCCACAGGAGGAAGAACGAUCGGUGCUACUGUUCUGUAAUUAUGACAUCGCCAUCGCGCGGAAUGGCCUUCCGCUCUGCGAGCAGUUCUCCGAUGCCAACCACAUCCGCUGUUGAUUCCUCUCCCUCCACCGCGUCUUCCCUGUCCCCCACUCCUCCAGCAUCCACCGCCAACUCCGACUAUUUCCUGCGAUUAUCCGCCAAAUUCGUGCAUUUUGAUCCGGUGACGAAGGGGACAUCGGUGUUCUUCGAUGACAUUCAGUGUCAGAUUUUUGUGGUGCGCGAUAACGGCAGCGCGGGUGUCCGCGUGCACAGUCCCAUUGCCAGUCGCAAUUUUGAAUUCGCCAUCGAGAAUAAGGGCACCAUACUGUCCAUAAAAUUCUCUCCGGAUUUCCGGGUGCUGGCUGUGCAGCGGUCGAAUAAAUCGGUGGAGUUUCUGAAUUUUUCGGAAAACAGGCAGAUCGACUUGGUUGAGUAUUCUCAGGUAUGUCGCGCGCGUUCCGCAAAAAUCCUCGGAUUCUGCUGGGUGUCAGCAUCGGAGAUCGUACUGAUAACGGACACGCAGGGCUUGGAGAGCUACGCUAUUCGGCCGGAAAAGAAAAGCCUGCGCAGUUUGAAGAAUUACAGCGUCAGCGUCAACUGGUUCCUGUACAUGCCACCCUAUUUAUUAUUGUCCAGUGGACCUGCAUGCAAUAUUCUCCAUGUCUUCCUCCUUCGUAAUCCGGGCAAUUAUCAACGAUUCAACAAAUUCGAGAUCGAUAUCGGCGCGCAGCAUGCAGUGCAGAAUCACAUGCAGCCGAAUAAGCUCCUGGAACGCGACGUGGUAUUGGCUCCGGUAUACGGAUUACUUUACGUCCUGGUGAUCAAGCAAGUAUCGAAGUUGAAUGCCGGAGCGGAAGUGGUCAUGUAUCAAGUGAAAAACGACGGAUCGGUGCGCAUCACCGACAUUCUGUUGUUGGAAUGCAACGGACGAUUCGCUGUCAACGUUCUGGACAAUCUCAUUGUGGUCCACCAUCAACAGUCCAAAAUGUCCAAGAUCUUCGAUCUGAAAUUGAAUACACGUGGGGAUUCCGUGAAAUACCAUUUUCCGGUUUCUUCGUAUUCCAUCGAGCCGUACCAUAUUAAACUGAACAUUGUAUCCAUUCCCUACGAGUUGUACUCCUCCAACUGGGCGGUUUUCCUCCCAAGCAUCAUCGUCGACGCCAAACUGGGCUGUUUAUGGCAGCUGGAGCUGAAAACCGACAGCCUGGCCUGUCUGAUCGCCGACCGCGUCAAACGCAUCGAAUUCUUGCUCCUCCGGGACCACGACGCCAAAUCCGUCCUCAUCAAACACCUGGCCGCUUACCUCCACAAUCCCCCGGACUUUCCCGCCUGCGUUAAAUCCUUCGAGCUGCUCAACCAGAAACUCAAACAGUUUUCCACCACCAAACCCGGCGAUGAAGUGCAACGGCGCUCGGUGCAUCUGGAGCAGGUGGAGGUGUUCCGCUUCCUGUUGCUGCCGUUGUCGGCGUCGCUGGAACUGCCGCAUCGAAACAUUGUGGCGGUGCUGGUGGAGUAUUUGCGCUCGUUGCUAGCCGUGGGGAUGGAGCCGCAGUAUUACGUGCAGGAGCUGAUCGUUAAUACGAUGGUGCAGUUUAAAAUGUUCCAUCUGCUGCGCCACUGUGUGGAGAACGGGGUGUUCUGUGAUUCCAAGCCGUUUGCGUGUCUGCUGCUCUCGCUGGAGAAUAUGUUUCCGCCGGCGGUGCAGAUGGUGCUUGAUAUGCUCAAGAGAUUGGGAAGUUCGGUGGAGGAACAAGUGGAGAUCCUUUUGGCUAAAAACGAGAUCUUUGCCGCCAUGCGCCUUCUCCAGGCGGCCGGCGUGGUGCAGCACGAAGCGUACCUGACGCCGCGUAAAUUCCUGGAACCCGCUCUGACUUCCGGUGAUCGAAUGCUCUUUUAUUCCGUUUUUCGGUAUUUUCAAAUGCGCAACAAUCGCCUCCGCGGCAGCUCCAAAUUCCUAUCGGAGGAACUCUGUGAUGAUAUUGUUUUUCAAUUUGAGACCAUGUUUCCCGAAGAUGUUGCCGACAGGCGUGAUGUGGUGUUUUAAUUUCUCUGUGUUUACUGAUUUUUCAACUUUUUUUCGUUUUGGAUGUUUUACUUUAAUUUUUUUAGAUUCUUUUUAUAAUUUAUAGGGUUUUAGAUUUCUAUGCAUAGUAUGACUUCCAGUUUUAAAUUGUGUUUGCCGAGAGGUGUCCCUGUUUUGUUUUAUUCAAGUUUUUCCAUUCGUCAUAACUAUGGUCUUUCAUAUGAAAAAUAAAGAGAUAACAGUCCCAAACGAUAACGCUGUACACAGGAAACAUUAAAGUUUAAAC
Molecule: messenger RNA, 2460 nt
Organism: Paramacrobiotus metropolitanus
Lineage: Eukaryota; Metazoa; Tardigrada; Eutardigrada; Parachela; Macrobiotidae
Product: regulator of MON1-CCZ1 complex-like
Exons: 5
Coding region: 153-2195 (680 amino acids)
Biological process (GO): regulation of autophagy
Cellular component (GO): late endosome membrane; Mon1-Ccz1 complex; lysosomal membrane
Molecular function (GO): protein binding
Source: RefSeq, a predicted model, not a curated record